AUGAAUGUGAAUGGAAAUCUUGCCCUUGUAAGAUUGUUAAUACAUCUGUGUGAUCAGUUGUUCUUUUUGGAGUUGAUGAGGGAAGCCUCGGAUAUUGCGGGGUGUUUCAGUACAAGAGUUAGACAUCUUCUUCAUCUUCAUGUUGCUGGUGGAAUUGAGAGAUACAUGACGCGAUUGGUUCAUUGCUUUUGCAAUCCCCUCGGCUUAUUGAAUUGGGUGCUUUGUUUGAAUUUUAAAGGAGCCGAUGGUGGAGAUUAUCCUUCAGGAUUCUCCACUCAUUUUUCUGUUGAUGUCGAUGUGGCACCGACAAUGACAUUGAUGCUUCCAGAUUCUAUAAAGUUGGAUUAUGAUCUUACUUGCCCUAUAUGCUUGGAAACAUUAUUUGAUCCAUAUGCUUUGGGUUGUGGGCAUCUCUUCUGUAAAUCAUGUGUUUGUUUAACUGCUUCAGUGAUGAUUUGUGAUGGACCGAAGGCUGCCCGCUAGGAGUCUAAAUGCCCGGUUUGUAGAGAGGUUCGUGUUUAGUAUUUGAAGCAUUUAGAUUAUUUUCCAUGAGCUGUUAUGAUUUGAAAAGUUUGAGAAAAAGACGAACGGGGGAGAAAAAUUAAAUGUCAUCUCAUGGAUCAAAUUGAUGCAGUAAUACCUUUGGGAUACUUGACAAGUGGAAAUAUCGCCAUUGUUCUUUUUUGACUUAGUGUAUCUUCACAGCCUCAAAACUAUGUUCUUGAAUUCUUCCUGGCUUAAACGUAUCUACAAUGCUAAUUUGCUUUUUAAAAUCUUGCUAUGUGCUUUUGCUCACUGGUUAUCUUUCUGUUAUUUUUUCCAAUGAGAAUUCAUCGUCUGCUUCUAUUUUUAUGAGAAUGUUUAACCAUCAUGCUAUUUACAUGGCCAUUUUUCGACGUCCUUCUACUGUUUUCCCAAACGCUUGCAUACUCAUAAGGAAAAGAGAAGUAUAGGAAGGAAGAGUGUUGUUUAAAAAUGUUGCUGUUAAAACCAAGAAAUAACGAUUUGUUCUGUGUUGUUUGCUUAAAAAUGUUGCUG
Benincasa hispida (wax gourd) is the source of this 1038-nucleotide messenger RNA. Lineage: Eukaryota; Viridiplantae; Streptophyta; Magnoliopsida; Cucurbitales; Cucurbitaceae. The record is from RefSeq and is a predicted model, not a curated record.